Messenger RNA from Calidris pugnax (ruff), 3071 nucleotides. RefSeq names its product actin binding Rho activating protein (gene ABRA). NCBI's taxonomy places the organism in Eukaryota, Metazoa, Chordata, Aves, Charadriiformes, Scolopacidae. The record is from RefSeq and is a predicted model, not a curated record. Gene Ontology annotation, molecular function: actin binding. Gene Ontology annotation, cellular component: sarcomere. The coding region runs from base 38 to 1270 and encodes 410 amino acids. Gene Ontology annotation, biological process: positive regulation of transcription by RNA polymerase II; positive regulation of Rho protein signal transduction. The transcript is spliced from 2 exons.
UCAGAAGGUGCUUAGCAUAAGAAGAGGAAAAGCUAGCAUGGCAGCAGACAGCAACAUGGCUCCUGAAGAGAAACUGAGCACUACUCCUUCUACAAAAAGGGCUGUCCACAAGAUCAGAAUGGCCAGCCUAGUCGUCAGCUUGGCACGAGGGUGGCAACAGUGGGCAUCUGACCACCAUGUAAAGCAAGCCCAAGAGCCCUCUGGAUGGGUACCCCCUGAAGAAGGCUCAUCAACUCAGCCUGUGCAAGAAAGAUCCUUUGAAAAAUGGCAAAUUCAGUCUAUCAAAAAGGACCAAGGAAAAGAUGAUGAAAAAUCCUCAGCAGAAGAAUCAGUGACAAUAAGAGAUGCUGAAAAAAAUUCAAGGGAAUCAGAUGAAGCCCUCAAAAAGUUCAACAUUAAAAGCAAAGAAGUGACCAAAACAGUUGUAAGCAAAGCCUACGAACGGGGAGGUGAUGUUAGCCUCCUCAGUGAAAGAUACGAGAAUAACAAUAGUAGCUCAGAGAUGACCAAGCUCAAAGAAGAAUCAAGUGCAAUUGACAAAAUUUUGAGUGGUAAAUUAUCUCCAACCAUAAGGAGAAAGUGUUCAAAUGUGGUAUCAGAGCUGACCAAGGGCUGGAAACAGAUAGAACAAGAGGACAAGGAGGGGGCUAAGGAAGAGCUGCUGCUUAAGUGUCACGAUGACAGCCUGGAUGCAGAGGACAGUGGCUAUGGGGAAGCAGAGGACAAACUCGAGCAAGAAGACAGUGACAGAGAGGUGACGGCUGUGAGGAUUAAACGACCUGUACCAUCUUUCGCAAGCAGGUUCAGCGAAGAAGCCAGCACCAAAGCCCACAGGAAAUACAGCCCCGUUAACAGCCUGAAGGACAGAUGGCAAGAAUGGGCCGACCACCACAUCAUAACACAGAAGCUGAAUCCCUUCAGCGAGGAAUUUGACCAUGAGCUGGCCAUGUCCACGCGCCUGCACAAGGGAGAUGAAGGCUAUGGUCGUCCCAAAGAAGGAACCAAAACUGCCGAAAGAGCCAAGAGAGCCGAGGCCCACAUCCACCGGGAGAUCAGGGACAUGUGCUUCAUCAUUGAAUCAAUGGCUAAGCCACGGCCCGACGGCAAGAUCCAGGUCACUUUUGGGGAACUCUUCGACAGAUACGUUCGUAUUUCAGAUAAGGUUGUUGGGAUUCUCAUGAGAGCCAGGAAACACGGGCUGGUGGACUUCGAGGGAGAAAUGUUGUGGCAAGGAAGGGAUGAUAACGUCAUAAUUACUUUAUUAAAGUAAGCAUGCUACAACAAGAGCAACUUGUUUUGGAAAACUUUUCUCCACUUACCUCCCUUGCUACUAGCAUUUGCACACUUUGAAUACAAGAUUCUCCCUGUUCACCCACACAGAAAAGACACUGAACAUUUUUCUGAAUGCACAUUUUAUAAAUACUGCAUGAUGAUGUAAGCAACCAAAUGGAUUUUUCUCUACACCAGGAGGAUUUACAGGACACCAGUUAAAUACUACCUGAAAAAUAAAGAGAAAAAUCUAUAUUGAAUAUAAGGAGCUGACUAUAAAAACCUGUAGCAAUAUAAAUAGCUACAAAUGAAUUCCAAUCUUUACUUGUUCUUACAGUCAAGAUCUUCCCAACUGUUUUAAACUGGGAUAUCAGGAAUCUAAAUCAUGCCAGAUCAGAAAGCUGAAUGACGAUAUAAACUCAGACCAAGCUUCUGAUCUGUGAAAGUGAUCUUGUGUGUCUAUUUCCUAAUUAAUUUAUUUAAAUGCAUGUAAAAAUAGUUUUAUUUGAACACAGAAUCAAGGACACCACUUUUUUUUUUUUCCUUCACAAACUGGAUAUGCACCUACUACUCCAGUACUAUGUUGUGGCAACUAUUGACACAACUUUCUCUUACAUAUCAUGUAUACAAACUGAGACAAAAUGCUUUUUAUAAAUGAGGUUUUAUAUUGAGUGUAUUUAUAUAACUAAUUUAUUAGAUAGUUUCAUAUUUAGACUUAUGGAUUUUGGAGAGAAAACACCCAAAAGAAUGUAAUGCAUAAAAAUGUUUUGAAUAGAUAUCCACAUAGAAAAUACCUCCUAUACAAUGUUGUGCAAUAUAUCAUCUGUUUAUCUAUGUAAAUUUGGUUCAUAGAGGGGAAAAUAAUAUGUAACAUAAAAACCAGCCAGGUACUUGUACUAUUGCGUAUAGUAAAAAAGCGGCUACAAUCAGCAUCUUUCUCUGUGUACCUCUGUGAAAAAAGAUACAGAAACAGUGUUCAUAACUAAAAUCAACUUUAAGGAAAAUGGUGUUUCACAUUACAUAGAAACACUGGCCUAAUUUUACAGCAUUUGCCAUUUGAACCAUUCUGAUAUAACCUAUUUCAGGCGUGAUGCUGAAGAGGACUAAAUGCUAAUGAACUAAUACUUCUAGGUCUUAAAACUUUGUAUUAAUGUACAAACCUGAGACCUCUGUAAGGUCUAUAAUGCUCGAUUGUACAGAUCACUGUUUCUCUAAACUACUACUGUAAAAAUAGCUAUCCUGGAAAAACGUGUUCCAUGUGAAAAGCAUUUGUUUUGGAGCAAGAUGCCUGGGCAAGUAAUUUGCAUAAUGAAAAAGAAACAGUUUAAUUCCCUGUAAGAUUCUUUCCAACGGAAAGAACAAAUAUCUUCUUACAGAAGAAGAGCUGUAUGAACAUCUUGUCUCUGUGAUAAAACAAGUAUUGCUGUCUUAUUAUGAGUACAUGUACUCCAGUUUGAAGCUCCAAUGAACACAUAAAUCAAAUAUUUUGUAAGUUAGUGAUACAAAACCUGAUUAUUAUGUCUACUGCAAUCUAUGUGAAUUACUAAUAUUUUAGGCACAGUUAUAUGUUGUGAAUCUAAGGAAGAAAAAAAAAUAUAAGAUGGAUUCAGUGGAACUUAUUUAAUGACAUUUUCUUGAGAUGUCUCUGACUACUCUAGUUGACCUGCAACACUGACCUCUAAGCGUAAUAUUUACAUAUCGGAAUAUUUAACUGUAUAUUCUUACCUUAUUCUUUACAUCUUUAUAUAAUGACUUUUACAGGUGUCUACAUUGUCUUGAGGAAAUUUCGUUGUCAAAAGAAU